This is a messenger RNA of Meloidogyne enterolobii, 1506 nucleotides long. The record is from the annotation of a GenBank genome assembly. Lineage: Eukaryota; Metazoa; Nematoda; Chromadorea; Rhabditida; Meloidogynidae.
AUGGCUUAUUCAGAGCCAAGUGCUAAAUGCUCUUAUGAAAUAGAUUUUAAAUGGAUUGAAUACCCUCAUGGAGCUUUUCACGAUUGUAUUGGCGGUGAUAUGCAGACAGUCUUCCCAAAUAAGGCAGCAAAUGAUAUAAUAUUCUUUUUCUUCCAUUGUCAUAUAAAUAAAAUUUUUGUAGAUUGGCGUCUAACUAGACAAACCCGUUCCCAACGGGAAAAUGUUUAUCCAGCCGAUCUUGCUGAUUGUGAAAACCCCGCACACUUUAGAAAUGCGACGAUGUCACAAUUUGCUCCGUUUAAAAAUAUCGAUGGACUUAAAAAUGAUUAUACUGACAAUAUGUACGAAUACGUAGAUAAACCUAAUUGUACUGCUACUACAGACUGUGGCUCUAGAUUUUUGUUCUGUGAUCGUUCUACUGAUGCUCCUCGUUGUCUUUCGAAGGUCCGUCCUGGCGGAAAUUGCAAAGGUUUCCCUAACGCUGAUAUUUGCUACAAUAGCACGUGUGUUAAUGAUGUUUGUGUAGUGUUAUCGACAAAAGCAGCUACAAUAACAGCAACUUCUACAGUGAAAAUGACUGAGAAACCAUCCACUUUAACACCUAAAAUUACAGAGGUGCCAACUACUAAAGCAGCAAGGUUGACAGAGAAACCAACUACAACAACUCCGAAAGUUACGGAGGAACCAAGCUCUACAGUGAGGUUGACAGAAAAGCCGAUUACUACGACUCGAAUGGUGGCAGAGAACCCAACUACUACUACGCCAAAAACGAUGGAGGAAACCACAACACCCAAAAAACAAACUCCAAGCACUCAACCUUCAACAAAAAAGAUUCAAGAGAAACCAACCACAACUGUAAAAACACCAGAAAUUAAAACCACAACGAAAAAGUUGCCUAUGACUACAAUUGAGAUUGUAGAAUUUACGACAGAAUCUAUAACAACGGAAGCAGCCACAACAACAGAAUCAAUUAAGGAGUCCACCACAACUGAAGAACCUUUAGAAGAAACAACUAUAACAUCGUUAACUCCCGAGGAGGAAACGACACCAGAACUGAUAGAAACUACUACAAAUGAGAUUCCAGAAGAAACUACAACAAUGAUUACAACAAUAAGACCGACAAAACCUCAAAAGAAGCUCACAACUAUAAUAACAACCAAAUUACUAACCAAAACAACAACCAAAAAGCCCAAAACGUCAAAAACCAAAAAACCAAAGAAAGACAAAAAACAUAAGAAACAUCACACAACAGAACAAUUAACUUCUACACCUAUAGCAAAAACAACGAAAAUAACCAAACCGCCAACAACGAUUAAACCAACAAAGCCAACUUCAAUUGUCGAAAAAAUAACAACUAAAAUUAUCGGGACCACAAAAAAAUCGGAAAAAACUACAAAGAAACCUAAAAAAGGAAAAAAGAAAUGUAAAUGUAAAAAGCAAAAUCCUCCAAAAAAUACAAAAGAUAAUAAGAAAAGCAGUGAAGAAAAAAAGAAUGUUAAAAAUUGA